This is a messenger RNA of Conger conger (European conger), 957 nucleotides long. RefSeq names its product olfactory receptor 6E1-like. NCBI's taxonomy places the organism in Eukaryota, Metazoa, Chordata, Actinopteri, Anguilliformes, Congridae. Gene Ontology annotation, cellular component: membrane. Bases 1 to 957 code for a protein of 318 amino acids. The transcript has a single exon. Gene Ontology annotation, molecular function: G protein-coupled receptor activity; olfactory receptor activity. Gene Ontology annotation, biological process: G protein-coupled receptor signaling pathway. The record is from RefSeq and is a predicted model, not a curated record.
AUGGAGAAUGGAUCAGUGGUAACAUCAUUCAUAUUGAAUGCAUACACUGAACUGGAAGACCAUAGAUACCUAUACUUCUCAGGAUUCCUGUUAUUGUUCAUCCUUAUGGUACUAACAAAUGUAAUUCUCAUUACAGUAAUUUACAUUGAGAGAGGUCUUCAUGAACCCAUGUAUUUUUUUAUGUGUAGCUUAGCGGUUAAUGGAAUUUAUGGCAGCAUAGCUUUAUUACCAUCAAUACUUGGUCAUUUAAUGUCUAAUACUUAUGAAAUAUCUCUGACUGCUUGUCUUUUACAGAUCUUUUGUAUUCACACUUAUGGUUCAAUUGAAUUUACUAAUUUAGCAGUGAUGGGCUAUGACCGGUAUGUUGCUAUUUGUCAGCCAUUACACUAUCACCAAUUAAUGUCUUAUAGAAAAGUGUGUACACUUAUUGCAUUGUCCUGGUUUUAUCCUUGUAUUCUUUUUGGACUCUAUUUCAUAUUAACUAUACAGCGUACAUUUUGUGACAGCAUAAUUGAAAAAGUGUAUUGUAUCAAUUUUGCCUUAGUCAAACUGUCUUGUUUUGAAACUUCUCUACAGAGCAAAGUUGGCUUUGUUGUAACUGUAUUUGCAAUUGUUCCACAGCUGCUCAUGAUACUAUUUUCCUAUGCCCAAAUACUCAGAAUCUGCCUGCUUGCUUCCAAGGAAUCUCAGGCCAAAGCUCUUCAAACAUGCACCCCUCACUUACUGGCUGUGAUUAACUAUGCAGUGGGAUGCUUCUUUGAGGUCAUACAGACUCGUUUUAACAUGAGACAUGUGCCUUAUAAUGCUCGCAUAUUCUUGUCCCUUUAUGUUCUGAUAUUUCCCCCACUGUGCAAUCCUGUAAUAUAUGGAAUUAGCAUUCAGGCCAUACGAGUUCAGAUUUUCAGACUGUUCAUUAUGUGUAAAAAUACAGUAAGUUCACUCCACUGCAGGUGCUGA